This is a messenger RNA of Microsporum canis CBS 113480, 852 nucleotides long. RefSeq lists its product as hypothetical. The transcript has 4 exons. The record is from RefSeq and is a predicted model, not a curated record. NCBI's taxonomy places the organism in Eukaryota, Fungi, Ascomycota, Eurotiomycetes, Onygenales, Arthrodermataceae. The coding region runs from base 1 to 852 and encodes 283 amino acids.
AUGAAGGCUAUAAGGGCGUGUUUGUUGUUUGUGCCGUUCUUUAUAAGUCAUGUUAUCAUGGCCGUUUCUGAAGCCACAGCGAGUCCAAGGAAGAGGAAUCUUGAUAAGUAUUUCGACGAACCGGGAAUGGGUGACACUCUUCGCCAUUAUGAUAGUAGAUUCUUCAAAGGAGUAGUGCCGCCGGCAGAUCGAAUUGAGGGCUUGACGGAUAUGAUUCGAGCGUAUUUGCAAUUCUUUCAGGAAAACGGACUAGAAACCUGGAUAGCCCAUGGAACACUACUUGGUUGGUGGUGGAAUGGAAAGAUGCUUCCAUGGGACUGGGAUGUGGAUACGCAAGUCAGCUCCGAGACCCUCGAAUACCUUGGUGACUAUCUUAACCAGACGGUUUAUAAUUAUACUGGGACAAUGCCGAGUCACGGAAAUAAACGGCAAUAUCUACUAGAUGUCAACCCAGCUUCGAGAGAGAGAGGACGCGGUGACGGCCAAAAUAUCAUUGAUGCGCGAUGGACGGAUAUUUCCAGUGGUAUCUUUACCGAUAUCACAGGGAUCAGCGAAUUAAACCGUGAUACAGAGCCUGGAGUGCUAGGUGAUAAAAACUUCCACAGGUAUCGAGAAGUUGACAUCUAUCCAUUGCGCAAAAGUACAUGUGAAGGAGUCCCUGCAAGUGUACCUUUCAAUUAUAUUGAUAUUCUAGUCACAGAAUAUGGUAACGCUUCUCUCAGGAGGACUGAGUAUGAGAACCAUUUCUGGAGUACGAGCCGGCAAGAAAACCCGGCCAGUGGUGCCAACGAACCUGAUUGGGUAGAUGUUGGGAUUGGAUAUGGUAGAGCUUGCUGGUACUCAGGAUGCUAG